AUGAGCCAAGGGAGGACUGGUGUGUGUGCCACAAAUAGCAAAGAGUGAGCCCUGUCUUUUACCACAAUUUGGAAUGAGGGGGGCAUACCUCGACCCCAACCGAGGAGGCAUGUGUGCGCAUUUAGACCGCUCCGUGUACAUCGUGGAAUUUCAAAACCGUUACUUUACAAGUACUCCUCAACUAUCCAGUUGAAACGGAUCUAUGGUAUAAACUCCACUUAUUUUUUUCUUUUCCCGAGGGAGUUUUAAUUUUGGGAACCAGUAGCCCUGUGUGUGACACUGUAAUCCAGCCGUCCGCACGGAAAGGAAGUUCGGCUACUGUUUACUUUUUUAUCAGAGUAGCCUAACCCAAACCAGGUGAAGUCUCCCCCCGGUGCGCGGCCAGCGCUCCGUAUAUAGUGGAAACCCUCUUUGUGGUCUGUAACCUAUUUCAGGGUCUGAAGUCUUGGUGAAGUUCUUCAUUUUUCUAACUUCAGUUUGGCUCUAUCUGUGUCUGACGGGAUGUUUUCAUGCGUCCUGCCUUUGGUUGUGGAUGGGAAUGGCAGUUUUCUGACAGCGCGCAAUAGCAGAGUCUGAUCUAGCCACAGUCAUGAUGUUCUGCUUCUCGAGAAUGUUUUUAAUCAUCUGAGGGGCACUCUUCCCCAAAGGAAGCGAGAGUGAAAACUUUCCCCAUCUCUCUCUGAACUCCAUAGUGUUCUAGGAUGUGAAAGUUGGACUGUGGCUCACUUUGAUCUAACUUCAUUCUCACGAAUAACGGAAUAACAACUUUGGGGAAAAGGUUUUGUUUGUUUGUUCCAGCUCACAAAUCAACACUCGAGUUUGCCAUAGUGACGAUUAUUGGACACCGUGGACCCUCCUCUGAAAUACCAACCAGGUCAUAUUUGAAAGAUCAAAUGCGGCACAAUGUUCCAGGUCUUUGUGUAUUCCUGAAGUGCGUGUUUCUACAGAUAGCCCCGCUGCUCUGUGUUCCUUCUAUCCGGCUGGGGGAGCAGCCAGAGUGGUGUGAGGUCUGAGUGGGACGCGGAGAAGAAAUAGUCUAAAUAUCUUCCCACAUGGUAUGCCUUUAUUCUUCUGCCAGCAAAGUUGGGAGUGAAACGGGGAUGUUUCUUCGGCGGCUCUGGACGCUCCGCCGCAGUUAUUGCUCUGGACGGUUAUUGCUCCUAGGGGUCGCGGUGUGUUUUUUCUACCAGACCCUGAUGGUGGCACGGAGUCGGUUCAAAGGCGACCCACCCGCGGCUGAUGAAGGCAACAAGUCAACGAUGACUGGAGCGUUGGAGGUAUUUGAUGAACUUCUGCAGGACCCUGCGAGGCUUAUUUCUACCUUGGAGGCUUUGGAAAGGGACAGAUAUGUCAAGGGGUCCAAUCAGAACCAGGCUGGGUGGGUCACACAAGCCGUGGUGUUGACGGGUCAGCACGUAGCCGCGGAUACGGAGGUCCAACUGUUCCAGCGGAUCCUGGAGCAGCGAGGCUACGAGGUCAGCCUGUCCCGAUACGCCGAGACCAACACCGCCCUGAGACACAACAGCGGUGGCAGUGUGGAGUGGAGUGUGUUGGUGUGUCUGAGCGGUUCGGAGAAGAGUUGUCUGAGGAGAGUGUCCUUCUCCCAUCUGCAGCCCCACCAGAGGGUCAACAUGAUACCUGGGCUGGUGGGGGCGUUCUCUGAUGUGGGCGGGCUCUGUCGCUUCCAGACAGACAGCCGGCUAGCAGGGCUGGCAUUACGCAUAAAUCCAUCUGCCUGUGGAUCGCCUCGCACCAAGCUGGGAGAUGUUCGUGAUGUGGCACAGGGUGAUUGGAACCCAGCUAUCACCACACUUAACUUGGUGAGCCCUGGCCUUGUUGCCACGGUAACAGUUUAUGUCCUGGUUACCUCGGUAACGCCGCUCACAGCCUUUCUUCAUCACACGGGCCUGGUCAGGACAAGCGAAGACACGGACAGCCACACCACACAGCUCAAGCUCUUUCUUCUCCAGCAGCUGGGUCCUGUUGCGUCCCACGAGGCAUUGGACCAGGUGAAGGAGGUCAUAGGUCAGGUGUUGAGGGCGGCAGCAUUGACCAAUGAGGAGCCUAGCUCUCGGCACAGGUGGUGUCUCCUGUGUUUCCAGCUGAUGACAUUCACUCUCCAGUUCAGUGGUUCCCUUCUACCUGUCAUAGUGAAGGCUGAGACUGACCUGCACUUUGAUGGGCUGAGGGACCCCGGGUUUGACGGACAGAUCACAAAAGAGUUCAUCCUGGAAGAUGCUCUUCUCUUCCUGCUCCCAGCACACAGUGGACAGGCCAGACGGAAGAGCCCCUCACACAGCGAGACAGACGAUGGACAGAGGUAUGGUGGCUGUGGGGGGACAUACGGUCUCUGUCUGCCAGAACACCAGACUCUCCUCCUCCUCCAGUUCCUCCGUCAGCUAAAGACACCAGGGCCAUUUGAACUGCUUUAUCCCGCAGCUUCUCCACAGCGCUCUCCUAUCCAAGACUUUCUGUUUCGAUGGUUCCCUAGAGCAGAGGAGUCUGGGAGUGGGCGACAUUUCUCAGCAUUGUUGGACAGAAUCUGUUCUCAUUAUACAGAGCAGAGGAACCAGACUUACAGGACCAAAGAGGCAGAGACACAGACCGGGUGGGACCAACACUCAGGCUCCCAGGACCUCCCUGGAGACAGAGAGCGUUGUGUGGACCCCCACCUCAGACAACUGUACACAGACCCCCCUCUGACCCUCAGCCCCCCCUUCAGUCCCUGGGUGAAGGACUACCGUGCUGAGGUCCCCUUUGACGUGGUGACCCUACGCCUCCGCCCUGAACCCAUCAGCCCAGCCUGUCACAUACACCUGGACGAGCACAGAGGACCUAGAACGGCAAACUACCCGGUCGGCCUGGGCAACAGCAUAAUCAACAUCCUAGUGACGGACGAGUCGGCCGCCACAGAGCCCGAGCCCGUCGUCAUGACAAUAUACACUCUACACAUGUACCGCGAGAGCCGUCCCAGCCUGCCCAUGUUUGGGGAGCAUGUGAUGUGUGGCUUCGUGCAGGACUGUGGCCUGGUGGUGCAACCAGAUCAGCCCUGUGGUUUGGAGCCCCUCCCUGGGCCACUCUCUCCAGGCGAGCCCCAUGCCCCAAAGCAGCCCUGCACCUCCGGGGAUGUACCAGGUCGUUGGGUGGUUCCUUGCCUCAGCUGUGCCGACAACCGGACCUGUGACUGGAGAGAGGUUGCUUGGCAACCCGAGGGCUGUUACCACCCCUUGCUGGACCUCCCCCAGCUGCAGGACUGCAUGAUGUAUAGGAAGGUAAUGUUCAUAGGUGACUCCACUAACCGGGGGAUGAUGUACUUCCUGAUGGAGCGGGUCAACUCUAGUCUGGAGGACUGGGGCAAGGCCCACGACAGCCUGGUCUAUCGCAACGUCAAUCAGGGACACACACACGUCUCCUACUCCUACUACCCCCAGUUCUGGCUGGAGCAGAGCCACAGACCCACCUUCCAGAGGGCCCUGGAGCAGCUCAUACUGAGAUCACGACCCCUGGAGAACUCCCGUCAGACUGUGUUGGUGGCAGGAGGUGUCCAGUGGCUCAACACCAACCACCUGAGGAUCAUGAGAGAAGUGCUGGAGAGGGAAGGGCUACAUGAUAUCAUGGUGGUGGUGAAGUCUCUGGGCAUGGGCUUCCAUCUCCCUGUGGACGGCAUCCGCUCUCUCUCACUGAGAGGAGUACAGGAGCUGUACAGAGAGAACAGCAACAUCAUCACCGCCGCAAAGCACUAUGGGUAUGAGGUCAUAGACACAUUCAGCGUCACCAUGGGCCGCUACAAAGAGUUCCUGCAGGGACAGUGCGCCUGCCAUUUUCAUGAGGUUGAAAAGCUGUCGUUCUCCAAGGCUCCCCUGCACAGGAAGAUGAAACUCCUUCGACACGGCGAGGAACCUGGGACCGGAACCAGUGGAACUGGAACCGGGUACAGGGAUCAGCCCACCCUGCAGCACCAGGACCAGUGGGCGGGGUCUAACUCCUCCACCUAUCAUGUGAGAGGAGCGGUGAACCAGGUGUACUCGCAGAUUCUGCUGAGCAGACUGUGUGUGAGAGACACAGGAAACUAGAACCAGCCCUCACCACCACAGACUGUGUGUGAGAGACACAGGAAACUAGAACCAGCCCUCACCACCACAGACUGUGUGUGCGUGCGCGUCCAUACUGUGUGUGUGUGCGUGCGCGUCCAUACCAGCGUCUCUCUAAAGAAUGAGAGGUCAUCCCAUCCACGAAGUGCUGUAGUAACAGGAGAGUCCUGACUGGUCAGUCGUGAGACAGACAUCACCACUGUCUGUCACACAGACCUCCUCUGAUUGGCCCACACACUGCCCCCCCCCCCCCCCCCCCGUCAUGUGACUGCUACCUCUGCUAGGUAGAGGUUUCCAGAUGGUCGAAGAGGGGGAUCGCUGGCCGACCGCCAAAAGACUAGGGAAGCAGCUGGAGAAAGAAAAAAGAGGAGAGCGAGAGUGACUGUCGAAGGAGUGUGUCAUGUGCACAUCCCAAAUGUAAGCCUUGCUCUCCCACCAACCGACAAUGCUCCCUCAACGCUCCAGCACAAACCCUUACAAUUGUAUAGUUUUAUAGUAGUGGAAACGUUGUUGAAAUGUUGUACAGCAUUGUUUCUCAAUCAUCACCUCGUGUACCCCCGGCAAUUCCAUGUGUUUGAUGUAUUCCAGAGCUGGCACACCUGGUUCAGAUUCAACUGGUCAACUAAUCAGGUGAGCUAGUUGAGGGCUACAACAACAUUGUGAAACGUCUGGGGGUCCCCGAGGAGAGGUUCAAGACUUUUGAUGUGUGCCUUUGAUGCCUUUAUGCAUCAGGAAAGCCUAUCUCUCGCCAUCGGAGGGACUUUUUGAUAUCCAGCUGUUCCUCCUCAUAUACAGUACCUCAUCAAUCCGCGUGUCCUGUUGACACCACAGCGUAUUCUAUUCUAUGCCAAAGAUAUGACGAAAGCUGAGCUAUUCUUCAAGUGAAUGUCUUAUGUAUGAUUUUCUUAUAGUUCUAUAUAUUUUUCUACAGAUGUUUAUUCGUUCCUAUAAUGUUGAUAAUCAGUGUAUAAUGUUUUACAUGCAGCAUAUUGUUUACAUGCUAAUGAAGGACUGGUGUAAUGUGUGCUAUGGAUUUAUACAUAUUGUCUGAUCUGUCCUCUGAUCAUUUGUAUGGAGGGAAGUGAGCUGGUGAAGAUGAAGGUAAUUGUAACACACACGAGUGGAGACUACCUGCUUAGCUCUGUUUAGUGGUCCUAUGGAACAUUGCUAGCAAACCUAAUCAUUUGAUUCAGUGAUUUUGAAGGAAAACGUAAGGGAAAAGAACAGAAAGACAUAUUUGCUUAAUGCUAAAUAUUAUCAACACUAUUCAUUUAUUUUUAAAGAACAUCUAUCUUCAAAUGGCACUAACUUCAGCUUUGUGUUUCCAGAUGGUAUAUAUAAGUUAUUCCAUUACAACAUUAAAGUAUAUAUUUUCUUAACUUAA
This is a messenger RNA of Salvelinus fontinalis (brook trout), 5475 nucleotides long. RefSeq names its product cadherin-like and PC-esterase domain-containing protein 1. Lineage: Eukaryota; Metazoa; Chordata; Actinopteri; Salmoniformes; Salmonidae. The record is from RefSeq and is a predicted model, not a curated record. Bases 1053 to 4073 code for a protein of 1006 amino acids. The transcript is spliced from 21 exons.